Molecule: messenger RNA, 1514 nt
Organism: Scomber scombrus (Atlantic mackerel)
Lineage: Eukaryota; Metazoa; Chordata; Actinopteri; Scombriformes; Scombridae
Gene: anapc15
Product: anaphase promoting complex subunit 15
Exons: 5
Coding region: 14-382 (122 amino acids)
Biological process (GO): regulation of mitotic cell cycle spindle assembly checkpoint
Cellular component (GO): anaphase-promoting complex
Source: RefSeq, a predicted model, not a curated record
CACAUCAGCAGACAUGUCCACACUGUUCCCCUCUCUGGUCCCCCGGAUCACUGACACCCUCUGGUUUAACCUGGACCGUCCCUGUGUGGAUGAGACCGAGCUGCACCAGCAGGAGCAGCAGCACCAAACCUGGUUGCAGAGUAUCGCUGAGAAGGACAACAACUUGAUGCCCAUUGGGAAACCUAUUUUUGAGGCUGGAUAUGAUGAGGAGGAAGAGGAGGAUGACGAGGAUGAGGAGGACAGUGAGGAAGACUCAGAAGAUGAAGAAGACAUGCAGGACAUGGAUGAGAUGAACGAUUACAACGAGUCGCCUGAUGACGGCGAGAUAAACGAGGUGGACAUGGAGGGUGCAGACCAAGACCAAGACCAAUGGAUGAUUUAAGAAGAAAGACUUUAUUUAGUCUCCAUAAAGCUGUCUGGCACCUGGUUCCUUCUCAGCACUUAAAAACCUGACUGCUGAGCCCUCAGUGUGUCACACAAAUAUAUUUUUUUAUUUGUGUAAAGAGGAAAAAGAAUAUAGUUCAAUCAAAGCUUGCACCCUGAUAUUCUUCAGUUGGAGGUUUGAGUAAAUUCAGCACAGAUGUUGAAUGUUGAGCUGCGAUCUUCCCUGAAAGCUUGUGGACGUUGCUUAGAGUGUUGCUGCCUGAUCAUACACACAUGGAGGCUGAGUGUGAAAAUACCAUGUGCAUGCCUGUGCACAUGGUAUUUUCUUUUGUCUGUAGGUCCUCAUAUCUCAUAUCUCAUCCUGCUCUUAAAUUACUACACACCCACACACACGUCAGCCUAAUGAACCUUGACCAUGUCAUAUGUAUAGUCAUGUGCCACUUCUCAGAGAGUCUCCAAAACAGCUGACAGAGCAUAAACAAUUUUGUCAGUCAGCUAAAUAAUUUGUUACUUAUCAAUCCCGUUUCUCCUUGAAUCCAACACUGAUUCUGACAUUUUUAGACAGAUGUGUGUGUGUGUGUGUGUGUGUGUGUUAAAUGUCCAUAUUUUGUUUCAGAUUUCACAACAUUUUUCUGAAAUGGCAUUAUGUUCAGACAGAUUAUGUUUCUCAGUGAAACUUUUGAGUCACAAUGUUAAUUAAAAUAGACAUUCACACCGUGUCCGUCAGUAUUAUGUGGUGUCUAUCCUAAAUUUGCUCAUUAAGGCUGUGACGCUUUAUAUUUAAAUGAAUGGAUGCCUUGAUUAUUUUUAUUAAUUGAAAUCAUUUGGAUUAAAUCUAGGUUUUAUUCUAUACAUGUUUUUCUUUUUUUAGUUUCCACAUAACUUCAUAGUAUACAAGAACACAAAGUGUAACACGGGCUGUUGUAAUGUUUAAUGAGGUUAAAGAACAGCUGAUAAAAAGGUUAUUAGAAUUUGGGUGGCGGCUAUGUCAAUAGUUCAAUCAGUGAUAAAUAAGACUCAUUUAACAUUUAGAUGAAUGUCAGCAAAGGUUUCACUCAAGUAAAGGUAAAAGUAUUAUCAAACUUGUACAUAAAGGAUCUUUGUUAAAAGUUUUGCAUAAAAUAUUUAUU